Betta splendens (Siamese fighting fish) is the source of this 1821-nucleotide messenger RNA. It is a transcript of the gene mfng, whose product is annotated as MFNG O-fucosylpeptide 3-beta-N-acetylglucosaminyltransferase. The coding region runs from base 283 to 1275 and encodes 330 amino acids. The record is from RefSeq and is a predicted model, not a curated record. Gene Ontology annotation, molecular function: O-fucosylpeptide 3-beta-N-acetylglucosaminyltransferase activity. Gene Ontology annotation, biological process: regulation of Notch signaling pathway. The transcript is spliced from 8 exons. Lineage: Eukaryota; Metazoa; Chordata; Actinopteri; Anabantiformes; Osphronemidae. Gene Ontology annotation, cellular component: membrane.
GACGCGUCGCUGUCAGGCGCUCAGAGCUGCGACUGUGACAAAGUCAGAGUCAGGCAGCGGCUCUUACACGGAAAAUGACAGGAAAUCACUUCAGUCACGUCUCCGGCCGUUUGGCAGGUGUGUGACUGCAACUCACUGAUGAAGCAUCCACCGCAGCACACUCGCUCUGAUAAUUAACCCGAGGAGCCGGUGAUAACGGGACUGUGAGGACGGAAGCGCUGACGCGAUGGGGAACCCGCUUUAAACAGUCGGACGCGCCCUCAGUAACUUUCUGAGUCCAACAUGAAGAAGAGGUGGAUGCGACGGAUGCUGCCCGCCUUCAUUUUCACCCUGUCCGUCUUCCUCUAUGUGGAUUUUCAAUUAAGCGGCAGCAGCAGCGUGCGCCGCCUGGUCCAGCGCGUGCUCCGGCUGUCUCCAUCCUCGGCGAGGGACGCGCAGGCGCUGCCUCCCACCAUCAGAGCGGACGGAGCGGACGAGCUGAAGCAGCAGGACGUCUUCAUCGCCGUGAAAACCAGCGGCAAGUUCCACCAGACGCGCCUCGCGCUGCUGCUGGAGACGUGGAUCUCCAGAACCAAGGAGCACACGUUCAUUUUCACGGACACAGAGGAUGUGGAUCUGAGUUCAGAGGGCUUCAACAUGGUGGUGACCGGCUGCCAGUCCGAUCACAGCCAACAGGCUCUGUCCUGCAAGAUGGCGGCCGAGUACGACGGCUUCAUGGCGUCAGACAAGAGGUGGUUCUGCCACGUGGACGAUGACAACUACGUGAACGCGGAGGCCCUGCGGUCGCUGCUGUCGACGUUCCCUCAGGACGGAGACGUGUACGUGGGCAGAGCCAGCCUGGACCGACCCAUCACCGCCCACGAGCAGCUGGAGGGCAACGCCACGAGGGAGGUCAGCUUCUGGUUCGCUACGGGAGGAGCAGGGUUCUGUCUGAGCCGACGGCUGGCGGAGAGGAUGGUUCCUUGGGCCCGCGGCGCUCGCUUCCAGCAGACGUCGGCCUCCAUCCGUCUCCCUGACGACUGCACCGUGGGCUUCAUCGUGGAGAAGAGGCUCGGCGUCUCCAUGGUUCACUGCCCUUUGUUCCACUCGCACCUGGAGAACCUGCUGCUCGUCAGCCAGAGGAGCGUGAGCCGCCAGGUGACGCUGAGUUACGGGAUGUUUGAGAACAAGAUGAACAGCAUCCAGGUGAAGGGGAGCUUCUCCAAGGAGGACGACCCGUCCAGGUUUCGCAGCGUCCACUGCAUCCUGUACCCUCUGACCAGCUGGUGUCCCUGAACUCAGCACAGGGCCGCUUUAUAGCACAGGGCCAGGCUUCAGCUGCAGGACUGAGACCCGGUGCAGGACUGAAACCUGGUUCAGGGCUGAGACCUGGUUCAAGACUGAGACCUGGUUCAGGACUGAGACCCGGUGCAGGACUGAAACCUGGUUCAGGGCUGAGACCUGGUUCAGGACUGAGACCCGGUGCAGGACUGAAACCUGGUUCAGGACUGAGACCUGGUGCAGGAGUGAGACCUGGUGCAGGACUGAGACCUGGUGCAUUGAGCUGCUUGACGUCAGGAGAAGACGCGCGGCUGCUGCUCUGCAUGUUCGUCCUCAGUCACAGGAGACGUCGCUGCUCGUCCUGAUCUGUGUGAACCAGGAAGGAAUCUGUUGAGGACAAGGCCGAAUAUGUGACUGUUACUGAAUGUGAUGAACAUCAUCACAUUAAAUUCUGUUCUUUCACUUUGAUUGGGUUCAACUUUGCCAACAGUUUGAAAAUGUGAUUAUAAUUGAGGCUGCAUAAAGAAUGGUGUCAGGUGGCGCUGGGACCGAAGCUGCUGA